AUGCUGCUGGAGCGGGUCCGCGCCGGUUCGGAGAAGGCAGCGGAGCUCUGCCCCUUCCCGCGGAGCCCAGAGAUCCCGCUGUGCGCCGGCUGCAACCAGCACAUCGUGGACAGGUUCAUCCUCAAAGUCCUGGACCGGCACUGGCACAGCAAGUGCCUGAAAUGCUCCGACUGCCAGACGCAGCUGGCCGAGAAGUGCUUCAGCCGCGGGGACGGCGUCUACUGCAAGGAAGACUUCUUCAAGCGCUUCGGGACGAAGUGUGCCGCCUGCCAGCAGGGCAUCCCCCCGACCCAGGUGGUGCGCCGGGCCCAGGACUUCGUUUACCACCUGCACUGCUUCGCCUGCAUCGUCUGCAAGCGGCAGCUGGCCACCGGCGACGAGUUCUACCUCAUGGAGGACAGCAGGCUGGUCUGCAAGGCGGACUACGAGACGGCCAAGCAGAGAGAGGCUGAGUCUACGGCCAAGAGGCCCCGCACCACCAUCACGGCCAAGCAGCUGGAGACCCUCAAAAACGCUUAUAACAACUCGCCCAAACCGGCGCGGCACGUCCGGGAGCAGCUCUCGUCGGAGACCGGACUGGACAUGCGGGUGGUGCAGGUCUGGUUCCAGAACCGCAGGGCCAAGGAGAAAAGGCUGAAGAAGGACGCGGGUAGGCAGCGGUGGGGGCAGUACUUCAGGAACAUGAAGCGAUCCCGGGGGACAUCCAAGUCCGACAAGGACAGCAUCCAGGAGGAGGGGCCCGACAGCGACGCCGAGGUUUCCUUCACAGAUGAGCCCUCCAUGUCCGAAAUGAGCCAUUCCAAUGGGAUUUACAGCAAUCUCAACGAGGCGUCCCCGGCGCUGGGGAGGCAGGCAGGGCCCAACGGGAGCUUUGGGCUGGAUCCCAGCGGGAUGGCGGCUCAGGACCAGUUCCACGACCUGCGCUCCACCAGCCCCUACGGCAUCCCGCAGUCACCAGCGGCCCUGCAAGCGCUGCCAGGCCACCAGCCCUUGAUCUCCAGCUUGGUUUACCCAGACAACGGCUUGGCCAUGGUGGGACAGAGCGGACAAGGGGUGCCCCAGACCAUGAGAGUCCUGGCAGGGAAUGGACCGAGCUCCGACCUCUCCACCGGCAGCAGCGGGGGGUACCCGGAUUUCCCGGCCAGCCCGGCCUCCUGGCUGGAUGAGGUCGACCACGCUCAGUUUUGAUACAGG
Poecile atricapillus (Black-capped chickadee) is the source of this 1194-nucleotide messenger RNA. It is a transcript of the gene LHX3, whose product is annotated as LIM homeobox 3. The transcript is spliced from 6 exons. The record is from RefSeq and is a predicted model, not a curated record. Gene Ontology annotation, molecular function: DNA-binding transcription factor activity, RNA polymerase II-specific; RNA polymerase II transcription regulatory region sequence-specific DNA binding. Gene Ontology annotation, biological process: regulation of transcription by RNA polymerase II; neuron differentiation. The coding region runs from base 1 to 1188 and encodes 395 amino acids. NCBI's taxonomy places the organism in Eukaryota, Metazoa, Chordata, Aves, Passeriformes, Paridae. Gene Ontology annotation, cellular component: nucleus.